Messenger RNA from Ectocarpus sp. CCAP 1310/34, 513 nucleotides. The record is from the annotation of a GenBank genome assembly. Lineage: Eukaryota; Phaeophyceae; Ectocarpales; Ectocarpaceae.
AUGGACGAAGAUGAAGAGUGCGUCGACGGAGAAGAAGCGCCGGAGGAAGAGGCAAUGGAGGGAGAUCGGGAGCGAUGGAUGAAUGUCGAGUUACAAACUGCCAUCGCGAAACAAGCGAGGACGGUCUUGGACACUCUCCCCAAGAUAGCCGGCAACUGCACGCUGACUCCACCACAGUGGAUGAAGGAGCGGCAUCUGCCGCCCAAUCUGGAGGAGCGCGCCGCUGCGGCGAUGAAAGCGGCGAAAGUGACACCAGCGAUGAGUACCCGGGUCGAGAACGGAGAGAUCAUUGAUGUGCUUUUGAAGGAGUCGGCCAUGGCCGUUUUCGCGACGACACAAGUUGUGUUCGCUCUCUACGUGCACGAGGUGAUGACAACCCCCGGCGGGGCGAAGGGAGUCAGGAUGAUCUGUCCAGGAUGCAAAUCGAAUUCGGAAGUGAAACCUCCUGGAGUAUCAGGGCAUGAAUUCCCAAACGCGGGUGCUCAAAAGGCAAUCAGCACGUUUGCGGUAUGA